Messenger RNA from Monodelphis domestica (gray short-tailed opossum), 1819 nucleotides. It is a transcript of the gene METTL8, whose product is annotated as methyltransferase 8, tRNA N3-cytidine. Lineage: Eukaryota; Metazoa; Chordata; Mammalia; Didelphimorphia; Didelphidae. Gene Ontology annotation, molecular function: tRNA (cytidine-N3)-methyltransferase activity. The record is from RefSeq and is a predicted model, not a curated record.
AAGAUGUGGGGUGGAGUUGCUCCUGCCCCGGUGUAGAACCACGUGGCCCUUCCAACCUGGUCUGGCUAGGCUUGGGACCCGCGGGCCCAGGUUUAGCAGAUUCUACGUUGGGGGAGGCAAGGUACGUGUCUGGACAGCUAGACAAUGAAGAGAGGACUUGGUCCAGGGCUGUGUACGGGAAAUGUCUUGCAUUCCCUUUUGCAGACUUUUGGUCCCUGCUAAUACAGCUCUCUCAGCAUCCCGACCGUGAGUCCUUGCUCACUUCCUGGGUCAGGGACCGAGAGGGGCGCUGUGUCCCGGCGUCCAAGCUCCUUCUUAUGCAAGAAGGGAGGGUCUUGUCUAAACCAGAAAAGCGAGCAUUAAAGGUGUCCAAUUAAAAUGAAUGCAAUUCAGAGACUUUGGGCUUCCAGUCUAAGGAAAAGAAGGAUGUGGGUAAGGUUUCAAAGUAAUGAUCGGCCAGCUGUGCCUCUUGGAUCACGGAUUUUAGCAGAUCCAGCCAAAGUUUACGAACACAACAUGUGGGACCACAUGGAGUGGUCACAAGAAGAAGAAGAAGCAGCUAGAGAAAAAACAACUGAAAACUCAUCUGUGAGAGUGCAACUAGAAGACCAAGUCAAAUAUGAAAAUCAAGCCAGUAAAUAUUGGAAUAAUUUUUACGAGAUUCAUAAGAAUAAAUUUUUCAAGGAUCGUAAUUGGCUGUUGAGGGAAUUUCCUGAAAUUCUUCCAGUUGGACUACAAACUAAAGAAGAGAAGGAGAAAAUGUCUUGGGAUUGUGUAAAAACUGAUCCUACAGACUCUUUCUUAAAAACAGACUGCCUGGCCGUGCCUAAAAGAAUAGAAUCUUAUAAAAAUGAUUUUGGUGAUAAUUUUACUUAUAGCCAAAGCAAAAUAAGAUCUAGUGAUAGCCAGCAUCCUAACAAGAAGAAAGAAGAGGCUGCAAAGACCAAAUUGUUCCCUGGCAGCUGUGCCACUUUCAGGAUCCUAGAGGUUGGCUGUGGUGCUGGAAAUAGUGUUUUCCCCAUUCUGAAUGCCCUGAAGAAUGCUCCGGAGACCUUUCUUUACUGCUGUGAUUUUGCUUCUGAAGCGGUGGAACUAGUAAAGUCCCACUCAUCCUACAGCCCAGCCCAGUGUUCUGCCUUUGUUCAUGAUGUAUGUGAUGAUGGCUUAUCCUACCCUUUUCCAGAUGGGAUCCUGGAUGUCAUUCUCUUAGUCUUUGUGCUCUCUUCUAUUCAUCCUGACAGGAUGCAAGGCGUUGUAAACAGGCUGUCCAAAUUACUGAAACCUGGAGGAAUGUUGUUAUUUCGGGACCAUGGAAGAUAUGAUUUCACUCAACUUCGUUUCAAAAAAGGAUAUUGCUUGUCUGAAAACUUUUAUGUUCGAGGAGAUGGUACCAGAGCAUAUUUCUUUACAAAAGGGGAAGUCCACAAUAUGUUCCAUCAGGCUGGGUUAGAUGAAAAGCAGAACCUGGUUGAUCGACGUUUACAAGUUAAUAGGAAAAAAAAAGUGAAAAUGUAUCGAGUGUGGGUACAGGGCAAGUUUCAGAAACCAUUGCAUUCAUUUCAUCAUAAUCACUCUGAUAAUUGUAUUCCUGGCAUUUCAGCUGGUUGAAGAGCAAAACUAUUCUCUCUGUAAAUCAAGACAACCCCAUGCAAAAGACUCUCCAAAAAUCAUUCUUGAAUAGGCAAGUAGAAGAUAGGAAUGGAAUAUCCAUGUUUGUCUCUUUUAUUAUGGGUGAACCCUUCCACUAGGCUUAUACACACAUAUUAUUAUGUAAUAUGGAAGUAUCCACCAUAUUGACAUUAAAAAGAAGUGUAAAUUG